Gongylonema pulchrum is the source of this 210-nucleotide messenger RNA. The record is from the annotation of a GenBank genome assembly. NCBI's taxonomy places the organism in Eukaryota, Metazoa, Nematoda, Chromadorea, Rhabditida, Gongylonematidae.
AUGGUUGGAGCCACUCGGCCAUUGAAACGUUUGAAUCUUCGCAUUGCGGCGCUUCUGGACAACAGUACAGAAUGGUUUGGUACACGAGCGUUGCAAGCUUUAGCGUACUUCCCGAAUCUCACUCAUCUUUCACUGUGGACUUGCGCUCUGCCUGAUAAUUUACCACAAAUACUGGCCAGUUCACCGCUGGCAAACAAUUUAACAAUGUAA